CGAUGCCUAGAAAAUCCAGCCACUCACAGUCGUCCAAGGCACGGCCUGCAGAUUUGUUCUAGAAAUUCAUCUCACUUCAAACCAAAAAGACUAUCGACAGGCCUGGGUGUCUGGACUGGCCAUACCGGUCAUGGACGACUUCACAUCGCUCGAACUCCUGUCGCUCGUGUCCAAAGUCACUUCCGAACUCCAGAAUCACUUGGGCAUCAAUGACAAGACCCUCGCAGAGUUCGUCAUCGAUCAACAUGAAAAAUGUGGAGGAAACCUGCCCGAGUUCAAGACGGCCCUGGCUGCCAUGGGGGCAGAGUUCCCCAACAGUCUGGUCGAGAGUGUCGAUCGGUUGAUCUUGACGAUGCAUCCCAAGCAUAAGGUGCAGAAGAAGACGGAGCAGAAUGGAGGAAAUACAGACAUGGAUGCCUUGGAUGCAAUUGGCCGCAAGGCUAGAGUGUUCAAGGGCCUGUCCGUACCUGAUCGAGCACAAAACUGGGACGACUACGAGGAUGAUAUGGUCGAACAAAAAACCAUAGACGAGACUCGACCUGCUGAUCCAGGGACUCCUGCCGAAGACGAUACCUUUGCCCUACUCGAAGGCCUGGCCGGAACAGCGAAGAACGGCACCAAUGGACAUGCCGAAAGAACCAGGAAGAGAAGUCGGAGUCCUGAGCGGGAUGAGUACUCAAGAGACAGAAAACCCAGACAAAAACACUGGUCAAGAAGUCCUAGUCCGCGCGAAGAGAAGAAGUCUCGACGGCACCACAGGGAGCGAGACGAAGAUUAUGAUGGGCAUAGAGGCCGACAUGAUGAGAGACGAAAUGGCCAUCAUAAGAGUAGGCGGCGGGACUAUGACGACGAUGAAGAUUUUCGAAGACCACCUGCGAGAGAAAUCGACGACGUCCCUGUUCUGUACAAAGUCUACGACGCAACCAUCAAUGGUGUGAAGGACUUUGGCGCCUUCGCCAACCUUCAGGGUGUCAAAGGCAAUGUCAGUGGCCUUAUUCAUGUGUCGGCUAUUCAAGAAGGGGCAAGAGUCAAUCACCCUUCAGAUCUGCUUUCUCGGGGCCAGCAGGUCAAGGUGAAAGUACUGAAGAUGGAGGACAACAAAAUCAGUUUGUCCAUGAAGGAGGUCGACCAGAUUAGCGGUCAAGAUCUGGUACCCUCUCGCCGAAUUGCUUCCGGGGCGAAUAUGGAGCGGCUAGAUGGUUUGCCGUCAAAUGACCGCUAUGGAGGUCUAGGCAGCACAGUCCCUGUCAUCGAGGACGACUAUCAUUCAAGGUCGAACAAGAGCAAGAAGAGAAUGACAUCUCCAGAACGAUGGGAGAUUAAACAACUCAUCGCUUCAGGAGCAAUCUCUGCACAGGAUUAUCCUGAUAUUGAUGAAGAUUACAACGCAGCACUUAACGGUGAAGGGCAACUGGAAGAGGAAGAAGAUAUUGAUAUUGAGGUCAAGGAAGAAGAGCCGCCGUUCUUGGCCGGUCAAACCAAACAGUCCCUUGAACUCUCACCCAUCCGCGUUGUCAAGGCUCCAGAAGGUUCACUGAAUCGAGCGGCUCAAGCAGGAACAUCACUUGCUAAGGAGCGCAGGGAAUUGAAACAACAGGAAACUGCAGACAAAGCUGCAGAAGAAGCUUCCAAGGUCGACCUCAAUGCUCAGUGGCAGGACCCAAUGAUCAAUCCCGAACAACGUAAAUUUGCUUCAGAACUCCGACAGGCCCAACAGCAGUCCUCCAAGGCCACUGACGCUGUUCCAGAGUGGAAGCGGGCGACUCAGGGCAAAAAUGUGUCGCUUGGACGAAGGACAGAUAUGACUAUCAAACAACAACGAGAGUCACUGCCCGUGUACAAAUUCCGGAAACAAUUACUCGAGGCCGUUGAGCAAAACCAGCUGCUCAUCGUGGUUGGAGAUACCGGUUCGGGAAAGACCACUCAACUCACCCAGUAUCUUGCUGAAGGAGGUUAUGCCAACCACGGAAUGAUUGGUUGUACACAGCCUCGUCGUGUUGCCGCCAUGUCUGUCGCUAAACGUGUCUCGGAAGAAGUUGGAUGCGAACUUGGCAGGGAAGUCGGCUACACGAUUCGUUUCGAAGAUCGGACUUCACCAGACACCAAGAUCAAAUACAUGACUGACGGUAUGCUGCAGAGAGAGAUUCUGCUUGAUCCGGACCUCAAGCGGUACAGUGUUAUCAUGCUGGACGAGGCACACGAAAGAACCAUUGCAACGGAUGUGCUUUUCGGAUUGCUCAAGAAAACUCUCAAGAGACGUCUUGAUUUGAAGGUAAUCGUGACCUCAGCAACGCUUGACGCGGACAAAUUCUCCGAAUAUUUCAACCAAUGUCCCAUCUUCUCCAUCCCAGGUAGAACAUUCCCGGUCGAGAUCAUGUACUCAAGGGAACCGGAAGAAGACUAUUUGGAUGCGGCUCUGACAACUGUCAUGCAAAUCCAUCUCACAGAGCCACCCGGAGAUAUCCUGCUGUUCUUGACUGGUCAGGAGGAAAUCGAUACAAGCUGUCAAGUUUUGUUCGAGAGAAUGAAGGCUCUGGGACCGAGCGUACCAGAGCUAAUCGUAUUGCCUGUCUAUUCUGCGCUACCUAGUGAAAUGCAAAGCCGGAUUUUCGACCCUGCACCCCCUGGAAGCAGGAAGGUGGUCAUUGCGACAAACAUUGCCGAAACUUCUAUUACGAUCGAUCAUAUCUACUAUGUCAUCGAUCCGGGCUUUGUCAAGCAGAACGCAUACGAUCCCAAACUGGGCAUGGAUUCACUUGUUGUUACUCCAAUCUCUCAGGCGCAGGCCAAACAAAGGGCAGGACGAGCCGGUCGAACAGGACCUGGCAAAUGCUUCAGGCUGUAUACCGAAGCGGCAUACCAAUCCGAAAUGUUGCCGACCAGUAUUCCUGAGAUUCAACGCCAGAACUUAUCGAACACCAUUCUCAUGCUCAAAGCGAUGGGUAUCAAUGACCUGUUACACUUUGACUUUAUGGAUCCUCCUCCGACAAACACCAUGUUGACGGCCCUUGAGGAGCUGUACGCCUUGUCCGCUCUCGACGAUGAAGGUCUCCUUACUCGACUUGGACGUAAAAUGGCGGACUUCCCUAUGGAACCGUCGCUGUCUAAGGCACUCAUCGCCUCGGAGGAUAUGGGCUGCUCAGAUGAGAUGCUCACCAUCGUUGCCAUGCUGUCUGUCCAGACCGUGUUCUACCGCCCGAAGGAGAAGCAACAACAGGCCGAUCAGAAGAAGAGCAAGUUCCACGAUCCUCAUGGCGACCAUCUGACUCUGCUCAAUGUGUAUAACGCAUGGAAAACCUCGCGGUACAGUGACCCCUGGUGCUUCGAGAAUUUCAUCCAGAAGCGACAGAUUGCACGUGCUCGAGACGUCCGUCAACAACUGGUAAGCAUCAUGCAGCGGUACAAGCAUCAAAUCGUGUCGUGUGGGCGAAGCACAGUUAAGGUCAGGCAAGCUUUGUGUUCAGGCUUCUUCAGGAACUCGGCGCGGAAGGACCCACAGGAAGGGUACAAGACGCUUAUCGAGGGCACGCCAGUGUAUAUGCAUCCCAGCAGUGCGUUGUUCGGCAAGCCGGCUGAGCAUGUCAUCUUCCAUACCCUCGUGCUUACGACCAAGGAGUAUAUGCAUUGUGCGACGGUCAUUGAGCCGAAGUGGCUUGUCGAGGCGGCGCCGACGUUCUUCAAGGUCGCACCAACGGAUCGUUUGAGUAAGCGCAAGAAGGCUGAACGCAUCCAGCCUUUGCAUAAUAAGUUUGCGGGCGAGGAUGAUUGGAGAUUGAGUUCGCAGAAGAAGCAAGGGAGAGGUGGUGGUGGUGGGACUUGGGGCUAGUUGUGUCUGUUGGAUGGACAUUUUUCAAAAGUACAAGAUACCCAUAUCAUGUCAUACAUCUGCGUCUACAA
Molecule: messenger RNA, 3897 nt
Organism: Exophiala viscosa
Lineage: Eukaryota; Fungi; Ascomycota; Eurotiomycetes; Chaetothyriales; Herpotrichiellaceae
Product: adenosinetriphosphatase
Exons: 1
Coding region: 131-3826 (1231 amino acids)
Biological process (GO): spliceosomal complex disassembly
Cellular component (GO): catalytic step 2 spliceosome; intracellular anatomical structure
Molecular function (GO): RNA helicase activity; ATP binding; RNA binding
Source: RefSeq, a predicted model, not a curated record